Elephantulus edwardii (Cape elephant shrew) is the source of this 5753-nucleotide messenger RNA. RefSeq names its product GTPase activating protein and VPS9 domains 1 (gene GAPVD1). The record is from RefSeq and is a predicted model, not a curated record. Bases 29 to 4327 code for a protein of 1432 amino acids. The transcript is spliced from 24 exons. Gene Ontology annotation, cellular component: cytosol; endocytic vesicle. Gene Ontology annotation, molecular function: small GTPase binding; guanyl-nucleotide exchange factor activity. Gene Ontology annotation, biological process: vesicle-mediated transport; regulation of GTPase activity. Lineage: Eukaryota; Metazoa; Chordata; Mammalia; Macroscelidea; Macroscelididae.
ACUUUUUAUACUUUUUCUGCAUUCGAAGAUGGUGAAGCUAGAUAUUCAUACUCUGGCUCAUCACCUCAAGCAGGAACGCUUAUAUGUAAACUCUGAGAAACAGCUCAUUCAGAGACUCAAUGCAGAUGUACUUAAGACAGCUGAAAAGUUGUAUCGUACAGCAUGGAUUGCUAAGCAACAGAGAAUUAAUUUGGAUCGACUUAUUAUAACCAGUGCUGAAGCUUCUCCUGCAGAAUGUUGCCAACAUGCCAAGAUUUUGGAAGAUACGCAGUUUGUUGAUGGAUAUAAGCAAUUAGGAUUCCAGGAAACUGCUUAUGGAGAAUUUUUAAGUCGACUAAGGGAAAAUCCUCGUCUUAUUGCUUCUUCUCUGGUUGCAGGAGAGAAACUCAAUCAGGAGAACACACAAAGUGUUAUUUACACAGUCUUUACCUCCCUCUAUGGCAACUGUAUUAUGCAAGAAGAUGAAAGCUACCUCCUUCAGGUUUUACGAUACUUGAUUGAAUUUGAGCUUAAAGAAAGUGACAACCCCAGGCGACUCUUGAGGAGAGGAACUUGUGCCUUCAGCAUCUUAUUUAAACUUUUUUCUGAAGGACUCUUUUCUGCCAAACUUUUUCUUACAGCUACAUUACAUGAGCCAAUCAUGCAGCUUCUUGUUGAGGAUGAAGACCACCUGGAAACAGAUCCCAACAAGCUAAUUGAGAGGUUCUCCCCAUCUCAGCAAGAAAAACUCUUUGGAGAAAAAGGCUCAGAUAGAUUCAGACAAAAGGUUCAAGAGAUGGUAGAUUCUAAUGAGGCCAAACUAGUGGCUUUGGUGAACAAAUUUAUUGGUUAUCUCAAACAGAACACUUACUGCUUUCCACAUAGUUUGAGGUGGAUUGUGUCUCAGAUGUACAAAACCCUAUCCUGUGUAGAUAGAUUGGAGGUUGGGGAGGUCAGGGCAAUGUGUACUGAUCUCCUCCUGGCCUGCUUCAUUUGUCCUGCAGUUGUCAAUCCAGAACAGUAUGGAAUAAUUUCUGAUGCUCCUAUUAAUGAAGUGGCAAGAUUUAAUUUGAUGCAGGUUGGUCGCCUGUUGCAGCAAUUAGCCAUGACUGGUUCUGAAGAGGGAGACCCCCGAACCAAAAGCAGCCUUGGAAAAUUUGACAAAAGCUGUGUUGCAUCUUUCCUUGACGUUGUCAUUGGGGGCCGUGCAGUGGAAACUCCUCCAAUGUCCUCUGUUAAUCUUCUGGAGGGGUUGAGCAGAACUGUGGUUUACAUAACUUAUAGUCAGCUUAUUACUCUGGUGAAUUUUAUGAAGAGUGUGAUGUCUGGAGAUCAACUGAGAGAAGAUAGAAUGGCGCUUGACAAUUUAUUGGCAAACCUACCCCAAGCCAAGCCAGGAAAAAGUAGUAGUUUGGAAAUGACACCUUACAGUACUCCUCAGCAGUCACCAGGAACCACUCCAGCAAAUAAAAAGAAUCGAUUGCCCAUAGCAACUCGGAGUAGAAGCCGUACCAAUAUGCUAAUGGAUCAGCAUAUGGAUCAUGAAGGAUUGUCUCAAGAAACCAUUCCAGAGGUACAACCAGAAGAGGUCUUGGUCAUUUCCUUAGGGACAGGUCCUCAGCUUACUCCGGGGAUGAUGUCAGAAAAUGAGGUCCUAAACAUGCAGCUUUCAGAUGGAGGACAAGGAGAUGUCCCGGUUGAUGAAAACAAACUCCACGGUAAACCUGAUAAAACCUUGCGCUUUUCCCUCUGCAGUGAUAAUCUGGAAGGAAUAUCUGAAGGUCCUUCAAAUCGCUCCAAUUCAGUGUCCUCUCUGGAUCUGGAAGGAGAAUCUGUAUCAGAACUUGGAGCAGGACCUUCUGGGAGUAAUGGAGUUGAAGCUCUGCAGCUGUUAGAACAUGAACAAGCCACAACACAAGAUAACCUUGAUGAUAAGCUAAGGAAGUUUGAAAUUCGAGACAUGAUGGGACUAACAGAUGAUAGGGACAUAUCAGAAACAGUGAGUGAGACCUGGAGUACAGAUGUCUUGGGAAGUGACUUUGACCCUAACAUUGAUGAAGAUCGCUUACAGGAAAUUGCAGGUGCAGCAGCAGAGAACAUGUUAGGCAGUUUGCUGUGCCUACCAGGUUCAGGGUCAGUGCUUCUUGACCCCUGCACUGGUUCUACUAUAUCAGAGACAACCAGCGAAGCUUGGAGUGUAGAGGUAUUACCAAGUGACUCAGAGGCUCCAGACCUGAAGCAGGAGGAACGUCUACAGGAACUGGAAAGCUGUUCUGGACUGGGUAGCACAUCUGAUGAUACGGAUGUCAGGGAGGUCAGUUCCCGCCCCAGCACACCAGGCCUCAGUGUUGUGUCGGGCAUAAGUGCAACUUCUGAGGAUAUUCCAAAUAAGAUUGAAGACCUGAGAUCUGAGUGCAGCUCUGAUUUUGGGGGUAAAGAUUCUGUCACUAGUCCAGACAUGGAUGAAAUAGCCCAUGGGGCCCAUCACUUGACCUCUCCUCCUUCUCAGUCAGAGUCUCUGCUUGCCAUGUUUGAUCCGCUGGCGUCACAUGAAGGCACUUCUGCUGUGGUAAGGCCAAAGGUUCACUAUGCCAGGCCAUCACAUCCACCACCGGAUCCCCCCAUCCUGGAAGGAGCUGUGGGAGGAAAUGAGGCCAGGUUGCCAAACUUUGGUUCACAUGUUUUAACUCCAGCCGAAAUGGAGGCAUUCAAGCAAAGGCAUUCUUACCCUGAGAGACUUGUUCGCAGCAGGAGCUCUGAUAUAGUAUCUUCUGUCCGACGACCUAUGAGUGACCCCAGCUGGAACCGACGUCCAGGGAAUGAAGAGCGAGAACUCCCUCCAGCUGCAGCCAUUGGUGCUACUUCUUUGGUGGCUGCACCUCACUCAUCAUCUUCGUCCCCGAGUAAGGACUCCUCAAGAGGAGAGACUGAAGAACGCAAAGAUAGUGAUGAUGAGAAAUCUGACAGGAACAGACCCUGGUGGAGAAAACGUUUUGUUUCAGCCAUACCUAAAGAUGACUCCAGUCCUAGACUCAGUGCACAAGCUCAAGCUGCUGAGGAUAUUUUAGACAAAUACAGGAAUGCUAUCAAACGAACCAGCCCCAGUGAAGGAGCAUUGGCAAACUAUGAGAGUACAGAGGUUCUGGGUGAUGGUGAAAGUGCACAUGAUUCUCCUCGGGAUGAAGCACUGCAAAACAUCUCAGCUGAUGAUCUCCCAGACUCUGCGAGUCAAGCGGCCCACCCUCAGGAUUCCGCUUUCUCUUACAGAGAUGCGAAAAAGAAACUAAGGCUUGCUCUUUGCUCUGCGGAUUCUGUUGCCUUCCCAGUGCUCACUCAUUCAAGGAAUGGCUUACCAGACCACACAGACCCUGAGGACAAUGAAAUUGUAUGCUUCUUAAAAGUUCAAAUAGCUGAAGCAAUUAAUUUACAAGAUAAAAACUUAAUGGCUCAACUUCAAGAAACAAUGCGCUGUGUGUGCCGCUUUGAUAAUAGGACUUGUAGGAAACUGCUGGCUUCUAUUGCUGAGGACUACAGGAAAAGGGCCCCAUAUAUUGCUUAUCUAACUCGUUGUCGACAAGGACUCCAGACCACACAGGCUCACCUGGAAAGACUAUUGCAGAGGGUUUUGCGGGACAAGGAAGUAGCCAAUCGAUACUUUACUACUGUCUGUGUGAGGCUACUGCUUGAGAGCAAAGAAAAGAAGAUCAGAGAAUUCAUUCACGACUUUCAGAAGCUCACAGCAGCUGAUGAUAAAACUGCUCAGGUGGAAGACUUUCUGCAGUUUCUUUAUGGUGCAAUGGCUCAGGACGUCAUAUGGCAGAAUGCAAGUGAAGAACAGCUUCAAGAUGCUCAGUUGGCCAUUGAACGAAGUGUGAUGAAUCGAAUUUUCAAGCUUGCUUUCUACCCUAACCAGGAUGGGGACAUUCUUCGUGACCAGGUUCUUCAUGAACAUAUUCAGAGAUUAUCCAAAGUAGUAACUGCAAAUCACAGAGCUCUUCAGAUCCCAGAGGUUUAUCUCCGAGAGGCACCAUGGCCAUCUGCACAAUCAGAAAUCAGGACCAUAAGUGCUUACAAAACUCCCCGGGACAAGGUGCAGUGUAUCUUGAGAAUGUGCUCUACUAUUAUGAACCUUCUGAGCCUGGCCAAUGAAGAUUCUGUCCCAGGAGCAGAUGACUUUGUUCCAGUGUUGGUGUUUGUGUUGAUAAAGGCAAACCCACCCUGUUUGCUCUCCACUGUUCAGUACAUCAGUAGCUUUUAUGCCAGCUGUCUGUCUGGAGAAGAGUCCUAUUGGUGGAUGCAGUUCACAGCAGCAGUGGAAUUCAUCAAAACCAUUGAUGACCGGAAGUGAUCAAGACCAAGGCCCUCCAAGGCAGCAGACUAGACUGUUAGUUAGGAAAACAGAUCUCUGAGAAAAUUUACCCGCUGCUUUGAAGGCUGAAGAUUGCUUUUGUAUAAUACUGUACAGCGUUCAGACAUUUUAAAACAGAUCUUUACUAAACAAAUUAAUGAGCUAACAAGCAGUUUUUCUUUGGGCUCUUUUCCUUUCAGAGUUGCAUAUUUUGUUACUUUUCUUUUGUUCCCCAGUAGAGACUAGCACUGCAAAAAGGGACCACAUUGUUCAGGUAUUUUGAAAUACUUUAAAAAAAAACUCCAACAAAAUGCAAACUCUUAGAAAAUUCUUUGAUAUCCAUCCAUGGACGUACCUUCUUUCCUUUUCUGGGAGGAAAAAAGGGAGAAUGAAGGAGAGUAUAUGUCUUUAAAGAUGCUGUCUAACUUGUAUGCAUCUGAUGGAAGUGUCGGUUGCACUGAGGAUUAUAGUGGUGGUGAUAAUAGUGGCAUUAUCUAUAAAUAUGCUCACCUAAAUAAGAAACUAAGAAGGAAAUGUAAAUAUAAUAUAUAUUUAUAUUUGAUGUAAUAAGAACAUCUUCGGAUUCUAAUAAACAAGGAAUAUUACUGAUAGUAGGUUGUGGCAUACCCUCUUAUGAGAUGGUUUCCUUGACAAAGUUAAGCUGAGCUUAAAAGAGAAAAAAAAACAAAACACAACAAAAACACAGGAGUAUUUAUUAAUGUAAAACAAUUUCUCAAACUUCAUGUGUAGUUUGAUGUGCAGGCUGCUUUUGAUGAAGAGUGUAAAAGUCACUGAGGAAGUCACUCAGACAUUUCUCCCUGGGACAAUUCAGCACUUGCACAUAGGUGAUAGACUCUGUUAAUCACUGUACAUUAUACUAAAAGGAAAAGUAGAUAUCUAAUACUUUAUUGUGGUACUUCUCAUCUAAAAUACUAAAUAUGUUAUAGAAACCCCAACCAGAGCUCCUUACAAAAUUUUAAUUGUAAUAUAUUUUUUGAUGAUUAUUCACAUUGAAUGCACAGUCCAGGAAUUCAGUGAAUGUCAUUUUUUUAAAAACUAAUUUGUAUUGUUUGCUCUAGUGAUACAGGUUUUACUAGUGAUAAACUAUUUUAAUCAACCAUACUAUUCUUAUGGAAAAAAAAAUCUAUUUUGGCAGGUUUUUGUGCCUUUAUUUCCCUCUUCUGGAAAAAACAAAACAGUAUGUGUUUUCACUAGUUUGGUUUGCAUUCUUUAUCAGUAAUUGAUCCAGGAAUAGGUUUUAAUGCCUGAAGAAUUGGCCAAGGAAGCACACAAUGCUUCAAGCACAAGUUUUACACACAGGCCAUUGCCAACUCGUUUCUCUUUGUAUGUUUCCUGAUUGGCUUCUUUUAUAACAAACUCAGCCCUAUACUUUGCAUCCCUGUUGCUGGCAGCAGCAUUUCCAGGC